Molecule: messenger RNA, 12617 nt
Organism: Physeter macrocephalus (sperm whale)
Lineage: Eukaryota; Metazoa; Chordata; Mammalia; Artiodactyla; Physeteridae
Gene: SUGT1
Product: SGT1 homolog, MIS12 kinetochore complex assembly cochaperone
Exons: 13
Coding region: 95-1108 (337 amino acids)
Molecular function (GO): protein-folding chaperone binding
Source: RefSeq, a predicted model, not a curated record
UUGGUGUUUCUCCAGAAGUUUCCCCCUUGGGCGGCGGCGGUGCUGGUAACCUCGGUAGGAGAAGCUCCAGCAGCGGUAACAGUGACUAUUAGAGAUGGCGGCGGGUGCUGCGGAACCUGCAGCAGCCCAGAGGUUUUUCCGGAGCUUUUCAGAUGCUCUGAUCGACGAGGACCCCCAGGCGGCGUUGGAGGAGCUGACCGAGGCUCUGGAGCAGAAACCAGAUGAUGCACAGUAUUUCUGUCAAAGAGCUUAUUGUCACAUUCUUCUUGGGAAUUACCGUGAUGCUGUUGCAGAUGCAAAGAAAUCUCUUGAACUUAAUCCAAAUAGUUCCAUUGCUCUGCUGAGAAAGGGGAUAUGUGAAUACCAUGAAAAAAACUAUGCUGCUGCUCUAGAAGCUUUUACAGAAGGACAGAAAUUAGAUGGUGCAGAUGCUGAUUUCAUUGUCUGGAUUAAAAGGUGUCAAGAAGCUCAGAAUGGAUCACAGCCCAAGGUGUCUGCAUCCCAGAGGACUUAUCAGUCAAAAAUCAAGUAUGACUGGUAUCAAACAGAAUCUCAAGUAAUCAUUACACUUAUGAUCAAGAAUGUUCAGAAGAAUGAUGUAAAUGUGGAAUUUUCAGAAAAAGAGUUGUCCGCAUUGGUGAAACUUCCUUCUGGAGAGGAUUAUAAUUUGAAGCUGAGACUUCUUCACCCUAUAAUACCAGAACAGAGCACAUUUAAAGUACUUCCAACAAAGAUUGAAAUUAAAAUGAAAAAGCCAGAGGCUGUGAGAUGGGAAAAGCUAGAAGGGCAAGGAGAUGUGCCUAACCCCAGACAGUUCAUAACAGAUGUAAAGAACCUGUAUCCAUCAUCAUCUCAUUAUACAAGAAAUUGGGAUAAAUUGGUUGGUGAGAUCAAAGAAGAAGAAAAGAAUGAGAAGUUGGAGGGAGAUGCAGCUUUAAACAAAUUAUUUCAGCAGAUCUAUUCAGAUGGUUCUGAUGAAGUGAAACGUGCCAUGAACAAAUCAUUUAUGGAGUCUGGUGGUACAGUUUUGAGUACCAACUGGUCUGAUGUAGGUAAAAGGAAAGUUGAAAUCAAUCCUCCUGAUGAUAUGGAAUGGAAAAAGUACUGAAUAAAUUAAUUUGCUAUCACUGUAUUGCGUAUAUUCAGCUAACGCCCAUUGUGUACUAAUACUGCAUUCUUGAAUUUUGAACACUGAGUACAUCUUUUUAAAGGAUUAUACCUCUUUACCUCUUUGUGCUUUAGAAAUUAUUUUCCUUCAAGUGUUCUAAGAGUCUAAUGAAGAAUGAAAGUCAUGUUUUAUCACUUUUAUCCUUAAGGACUUCAGAUAUGCUGAAACGGAAUGAAGUAUCAUUUGCUACUAGUUAGAUUAAUUCUACCUAGUUGGGGGAGUGGAGAAAUUGUUAAUGGGAUAUCUUGGGUUAUUGCCUUAUGUUUGAUGCAGUAUUCUGUUAAUAAUUUAUUAGACGUGGCAACUUUGGGUGAGCAUAGAUUUCUCAAUUUCAGUGUUAUAUUGUUUGCUUUUAAAAACUGCUUUUGAAUGGAGUUGUAAAUACAAUUUUUCUAUGAAGAAGUUUGGUUUAUUUACCUUUUUCUUAAGUUUUUAAUGAAAACUUUGAGAAAUUAUUUAUCACAGGGGAUUCCCAUUUGAUUAUUUUUAUGGGAAGUAUUUGUAAUUGCACUGAGAAUUUUGGUCCUUACCCUUCAAAUUCCUGUAUAAAACAUUGACACCUGAGUUUAUCAUGCUGCAAAUUUAACUGUACUGAAGGCUAAUCUGUGAAGCAGGGUCAAACAGUAAUUUAGGAGAGCCCAACUCCACUUCUUGCUGCUUUUGCCACAGAAGGAUUCCUGAAAUUACAAGACUGGUGGUUUGGUUUGGUUUUUUUUCUUCUUUUUUUCUUUAUUAGAAAAUCUCUCUUCUUAUAGCCUCAUGAUUACUUUGCUUUUGGUGGUUUAGGGCAGCUACUGAGAGAGUAAUAUGUAUACAUUUAGUAUCUAUUCUGUUUAUAGAAUAAAUAGAAACCAUGGGAAUACAAAAACUAAAAGACAUGAUCGUUGACUUGAAAGACUUUAUAAUCUAGCAGAGAGAGAAAAUUAACAUUCAGGAAGGAAUUAUGAAUGGUUGAAUGGUGAACUUAUUACAAAUACAGUUUUGAGAUAGAAAAAAUACCUAUCUGUGAUUAAAUGUUCUGUGAUUAAAACUACUGACAGUCUAAGCUGUUAUAAAGCAAAGGCCAUGGAUGACCUGUAGGUCUGAUUCCUUUUCUCAUUGUAAUUUUGGAGCCAUAGAGGGUGGUGUCUAUUAGGUCUCACUAACAUUUUGUGGCAAGGAAGUACUCUUAUACGCUCAUAGCUGAGGAUAGGGUAAAUGGGGGGCAAAUUAGCCGCCAUCUCCAAAAAGAGUGGGAAUUCAGCCUCUUCCUUCUAGUCAUUUGACAUGUGUAGGGGAGUCCAUAAGGAAAAAGUGGUGGGGUGAUACCAGACCGUGCCCAGACCUGCUGUUACUGCUUGUUUAUGCAUGUAGGGGUCUUCACUUGCCCUUCUGCCCGCUUAGAGUUACAGGCUGCUUUUUUUUAUCUUGAACACUGAAGGAAAAGGCAAAAUUAAGUUCUCGCAUGUAUGAAUUUCUAUAAUUUUCUCCUUAGGAAACAAGAUAGUGAUUAUGUUAAGUUUUCUCAGUACCAUUAGUCCCCGGGGGUAGGGAGGCUCUUGCUACAGAGAUGGUAAAUCAGGGGCGUACCCCAGAGACAAGACUCCUGGCUCUAGCAAGUCUCUGCCACCCACUAGCUUUAAAAUCUUUAACAGGUUUACAGCCUUCCUAUGUUUUAUUAGUUCCUUUAUCUGCAAAUCCAUAGGGUCUUAAAGUGUAAUUCAAAGUCCAUGAUUCUAAAUAAGGAAGCAUUUUUGCCUCUUAAAAGCAACUUUGUUCUUUCUUAGGAAUGACACUAUUAUAAUAGAAGUUGAGUUUUUUUUAAAAGGUUCUAGUACUAGUUUUGCUUUUAUUUUAAAGGAUACACUGUCUAAAGUGUGUUUAUCUGUUGGCUAGAUUUGCUUAAGGAUGUCGGAUUCAGGAUUUUGCCGAGCCAAAUGGAGUUCCUAAUAUACAUGACUAUGUUAUAUUACAAUGUUACCUUGUCUAAAUACAAUAGGUUUAUGGGUAAAGGAGGGAAUUUUGAGAAGUAGGUUAGACUGCUUGCCCUAAAGUACCACUCUAAAGUACUGCUUCUCUUUCACCAUUCUAGACAGUGAAAAAUUGUAAGACUCCAGAAAGUUAAAAAACUUCAUUUUGAGCCUUUAUCUUUAUUCUCUGUUAUCUCAGCUUGGCUAUUAAUUGGUCCCACUUUCUUUCUAGACUCCCAUUUCCUUCCUUCCUCCCUCCCUCCCUCCCUCCCGCCUUCCUUGCCCUCUUCCCCCACAUGGCUUUCAGGAUCUCAGUUCCCCCACCAAGGAUUGAACCCGGGUCAUGGCAGUGAAAGCCCAGAAUCCUAAGUGCUAGGCCACCAGGGAACUCCCUAGACUCCCAUUUUCAGUUCUCAAAUCUUGAUUCUCUUUGUGCUCUAGUUACCCUUUUGUUUCUUUAGAAUGUACAUUUUUCUCUUAGUAUUUAUUUUCCUUCUUGAGGUUCAGUCUUGGAAUAUAUUUUUUUCUAUCUUUAUGGAAGAAAAGGAUGGUUUGCACUAAUAACUACAGUUGUCCCGCACCCCGUCCCCACCCCCAGCAUUUCCAUUCCUUUGAUCUGAGAUAUUCACUAAAUGCAGAACAUUGAAUUGUUAUUGUCUCCUUGAGUCUGGAAAAACUUUUAUUUUCUUAGCAGGCUAACUAUAUAGGACAGGGAGAAAAUAAUUGACCUGUCCUAGAUAAAUUUUUUAGAUAAAUUUCAAAUAAACAUUUAAAAUGAGGCUAUGGGCUUCCCUCGUGGCGCAGUGGUUAAGAAUCCGCCUGCCAAUGCAGGGGACACGGGUUUGAGCCCUGGUCCGGGAAGAUCCCACAUGCCUCAGAGCAACUAAGCCCUUGCACCACAACUACUGAGCCUGUGCUCUAGAGCCCGGGAGCCACAACUGCUGAAUCCCGCACGCCUAGAGCCCAUGCUCUGCAACAAGAGAAGCCACCACAAUGAGAAGCCUGCGCACCGCAAUGAAGAGUAGCCCCUGCUCACCACAAAUAGAGAAAGCCUGCACGCAGCAACAAAGUCCCAGUGCAGCCAAAAAUUAAUUAAUUAAUUAAUUAAUUAAAAAUAAAAUGAAGCUAUGUCACUAUGCUAUUAUGAAUAGUUUAGAUAGACAUUUUAGUUCACUACUGAAAUGUGUUUUGGCUAUCCUUUCCCAUUUUACCUUCCUUUUCUCCUUCCCCAAUUAUCUACAUAUCAGAUUAGGUCAUUGAUCUGAGAAAUACAUCACUGACCCAGAGCAGUAUUGCCUAUUAAUUGACCAUCUGAUCUGCUUAGUGCACUUUAAUUUUACUGCCAUCUUCCUUGUCCAGGUUAGUGUGCAUGUCUCUCUGACUUGUAGCUAUUACUUAUAUUUCCAGAAAUAGGUAGAACUUCCCUGGGUGUUUUGUGGUGUUUGUUACUAGAGCCACUUUUUUUUUUUGUAACCAGCUAGCUGUAAAGAAGUUUACCUUUACACUCUUACCUGCUAUUUUAGCUCCAUAUUUUAGCAUCCAUAAAAGAAUAUGGAUAUCUUUUAUCUCUGCCUUGGAGGAACCAAGGAGAGGAAAUAAUAGAAGCUAAAAGGACAAAAUAAUGAUUUCUGUGCCAGGAAGGGUCAUGUGUAGUUUUAAAUAAGGGGGAUCGUCAACAUUGAUCUGGUUUCUUUUGUCUCCAACCAUGCAUAUGCUAUUGUAAAACCAUUUUACACAUAUCAAGAGAUUUUAUUUUGGAAACAUUGGGUACUUGUGGGUAAAUUGGAGAUACUGCUUUACUCAAAAGUGUUACUGUUUGGUGCCACAUUUGUGAUUUGCUUCUGAAAUUAAUUUAACUCUUAGCCUCUCUUCCUACCUCAGUAAACUUAUCCCCCAAAUCAGCUAAAAUCAUACACAUUGCUAGCCCAUGCGGGCAAUAACAGUGAUAACUAUUCUGUACUAGUGCUUUUUAUGGGCCAGGUGUGCUUUAUAUAUAUGUACUACCUCGUUUAUAACAGCCUUGUGAGGUAAUGAUAGCAUCCUGUCAUUUCAGAUCAGAAAAAUGAGGCCCAAGUUAAGUUCUUUGCCUAGUUCAGUCCACUGAUAAGUGAUGGACCUGGGAUUUGAACAGAGGCCUGUCAGAAUUCAGUUCCCAUGCUUUUAACAACUGAAUGAAUUGGGUGGACGAGUGAUUUUUAUUAAUCAGCUGUCUCACAGUGAAGCAGAGGAUGUGCAAGUUGAAUUUUUUAAUUCUUGUACGUGAGCUGGGAAGUACAUUUCUUAAAGAUCAGAAUAUUAUCAUCAGUUUCAUAAGUAGGAAAGCUUAUUAGGAGUCCAAAUCUCUUGCCUCUUGUAGAGAUAAUACAAGCAAGUAGUCUUGACUUGUGUUGAAGGUUUUGUUUUUCUCAAAUGCAGAUAAUUACAGAGAAACAAGAUACGCUUAGAACUGUUACAGGUGAAAGAAUACUGGCACACCAUCCUGAUCAAGUUCUUGUUCUUUAAACUUGGGAGCUCUCACACUAGUUUUCCUUGUUAAAAUGCUAAAAUUGUUUCAAGGUUUGUUUUUUCCUAUCUAGAUAUGUGUAUUAGGAUCAGUGUAUCACUGAUUUCUUCAAUAAAAUUGGAAUGAUUCAGGUUUAGUCCCUUUGUUCCGAUCAUGUUAGCAUUUUAUAUAUAUUCUGAAUUUUGCCUUGUCUGGAGUCUUCUAAAUGUUACCUUUGCUGUGCCUUCAAAUUUGAUUUUUUAAUUCUUUUGCAUUGAGACUUCUCAUACAUAUCUUGUUGACUUUAUUUUCUCUUAUAGGAUUCAGUUAUACAAAAGAUGUUUCAAAAACAGUACUGUUGGCCCAAAAGCAAUUUUUACUUAUCAAAAAGGAGUAAGGAGGAUCAUCUUCAUUGCUUGUAUACGAGCUUUUAAAAACCAUGCUCUACAGUGCAACUACAAAAGCUCUAAAUAAUAGUAAACUGUUAUACAUACUGUGUGCUUGAUGCUCUUUUUAAGUGCAUUAAAAGGCAAUAUCGCAUAGUAGUUAAACGCUGGACUCCGAAGACAGCCUGCUUGAGAUCCGUCCUGGCUACACUGCUUACUAGCUGUGUGACAGUGGGCAGGUAGUUAAUGUCUCUGUGCCUCAACUUUCCUAUCUAAAUUGGGCUAAUAUACCCACCUCAUGGACAUAUAUGAGUUGAAUGUGUUAAUACAGUUCUACAAUUAUUUAUCCUAAUCCAGAGGGCUCUAAAAACUAGAUUGUGUGUGUAUGUGUGAUUCAGUGGUUAAAAAAAACAAAAACCUGUCCUAAACUUGCAAUUUGAAUAGUCAUAUAUUUUGCUGCAGAAAUAUUAAUUUGUUUAAUAACAGUGCUACCACAGAUCCUGCUGAGGUUGUUAAAAAAUCAAUAAUAUAUCUGUACUGCAUUCUAAAAUUCAAAAUCCUGAAUUCAGAAACGCAUCUGGCUCCAGAGUUUUUGAAUAGAGUUACAUGUACCUGUAUAUGUAAAGUGCAGAGAGCAGUGAUUAAUGUAUAUGCAUUUAAGCUGCAAGGUUUAAAUACUGUAGUAAGCCUUUUUGUUCUAAGUUCAGUCCUUCAAGAUUCAGGAUUCCGUCUGAGGAAAGUAUAUCAGCUGCUUAACAAUCAUUAGUAUCAUUUUAAAAAAAUUAUAGUGAGAGCAUAAAAGUUCGCAGAAAAGCUUUUAUUUUGAAUGAGUAGUUAUUUUAAUUUACUUCAGCAGAGCUUAAAUAUGCAAGUAUUGUCAGCAGUACUUUAGAAAGAAUCAUAAAGUAGGAACUUCCUUGGUGGCACAGUGGUUAAGAAUCCACCUGCCGAUGCAGGGGACACGGGUUCGAGCCCUGGUCCGGGAAGAUCCCAUAUGCCACGGAGCAACUAAGCCCGUGCACCACAACUACUGAGCCCGUGCUCUAGAGCCCAUGUGCCACAACUACUGAAGCCCGUGCACAGCAACGAAGAGUAGCCCCCACUCGCUGCAGCUAGAGAAAGCCCGCAAGCAGCAACGAAGACCUAAUGCAGGCAUAAAAUAAGUUAAUUAAUUUUAAAAAAAGGAAUCAUCAAGUAUAGUGGUGCCAGAACACACAAACUAUAUGUAGAAUGUUAAGGGACUUCCUUUCAGAAGUUCUUUGAUUUUAAUUCCAUUUUAAUUUAAAUUCAAGACAGUAAAACUAUUAGGGCUUAUAAAAACAAGUUGCAAAAUCAUGCCACUUGUAAACCACAGAUUCUGUCCUGUUACUUCCAUCAGUGUAGUGAAACUGAUAGUUGUUUUUUUUUUUUUUUUUUUUUUUUUUCUUUUUUGUGGUAUGCAGGCCUCCCUCCGUUGUGGCCUCUCCCGUUGCGGAGCACAGGCUCCGGACGCACAAGCCCAGCGGCCAUGGCCCACGGGCCCAGCCGCUCCGCGGCACGUGGGAUCCUCCCAGACCGGGGCGCGAACCCAGUUCCCCUGCAUCGGCAGGCGGACGCGCAACCACUGCGCCACCAGGGAAGCCCCGAUAGUUGUUUUUUUACAAGAGUUAGUUCAUCAGUCUAUUCCCUCUCUACCCUGUUCCCUGCCCCUCAGACAAUCAGUGGGGAGCAAAAAGUAUGUGUAGUCCUUUGUAUAUAGACACUAGUACUAUAGACUCAAGUUUGGGGGUCUUCUCUCCCAACUGCCACUUUUUGUCACUCAUUUGUACUCUAACAUUGACCUUUUCUGUGACCUAAUUGACUACAAAUGAACACUUUCCUAAGCUAGCUUAACUUAGUGCCUGCGAAAUAUGCUAAGAAAUUGAAUGUAUUUCCUUGGAAUUACUACUUACUACUUUGCUAUUUAUUAGUUGCAAAAUGAUCAGUUUACUUCGACUACCACAGAGGUAAUGGUCUCAUAGCAGAAAGGACACUAACACGUGAAUUUGGAAUCUUAAAAUCCCAGUUUUGGUAUGUUAAUAAUGGUGUGUUUUGAGGACAAGUGACUUAACCCUUCUGAACUAUUUUUCUCAUCUCUAACACUAGAUGAUGAUUACCUGUCAGGAUUGUGAGGACUUAACUAAGUCCUGACUCAAAAGUAUGUGACCAAUAAUUGUCACUUAAGUAUAUAUAAAGUCCUUGAUUUUUUUUCUCAGUGCUGUUGAGUAGUAGAAUUCCUAAAAGGAAGGUAACAAAUCUGACUUAGCUGCUAUUCAAGGGCAGCCUCAGCCGUUUUUUUAGCUGUAUCUGUCACUGCUUCACUGUGUACUUAAGCUCCAGGCACACAGGAACAGUCUAGGGGUUUGCAUACUUUUUAUGUAAAGGGCCAUAUAAUGAAUAUUUUAGGCUUUGUGUGGCACAUAAAGACUCUGUUGCAUGUUCUUCUUUUUAGUUUGCAGACCUCUGCUCUGUCUGAAUAUCCCAUGUAUUUUUAUUCCUUCUUCCAUCCGACCUGGAAAGCUUCAGUUUCCUAUUGAUGUGUCAAAACUAAGUUCAUAUGCCACCUCCAGGAAAGCUGUUUAAUCUUGUGCUACUCUGUCAAUGACUGGCUUUGUAGCAGUUGGGUUGGGUUAUUUGCUUAUGGUUGAGGCACCCAUUAGAUCCUUCGAUAGAAUCAAACCAAAAAUCACAGUGUCCUGUGAGCACGCUUGAGAGUUUGAUCUGUUCAUUAUCAAGUCACUACAGUUGACUCAUUUCUUCCCUUGUGACUGAGUUGCUUUGGGGAGGGUCGAGGGGGCUGGCUUUGAACUUUGUACCUGCAGUACCUGGUGCAUAGAGAAUAAGCUUUCAGAAUUUGGUAGAUGGUCUUAACGCUGCACAGAGGAAUGCCCUUAUUUUCUUCUCUUCAUUCUGGUAAGUGUCCUCAGUUAGAAUACUCUUGUUAAAUCCCCCCUUCCAUCCCCUCCGCCGUGUUGUGGUGGAGGUGCCUUGCUGAUGCGUCUGUUAAGGCACCGCUCAGAGUUUCACGGAUUUUAGGGUUAGUUGCAUGGUGUCUUUUUUACCCUGUGUGUCCCACUUCAUUACGUUGUUAUUUACUUAUUUUUGGAUCUUUGAUGCCGAGCACAGUGCCUUUCACGUAGUAGAUAUUCAAGUAUUGAAACUGUUGUUGCACACUAACCCAAAGAAAUAGUUUUAAAAACUGUACUUUGUUUAUAAUAUGUGCCCUUGAAAUUAUUUAUUCAUCAAUAUAGAUAGAAUAGUAACUUUAAAAUAGAUAUUUAACCCCUGGUCAUGAGAGCUAAAUCUAAUUUGUUCUUCAGUUAUCUACAUCACUAGAGGGAAUAGCAAUUAUAUAACUAAUCAAAAGCCAUGUGAUACGUAGUUUUUUGUGUUGCCAUUUAAUUUUCAGAUUCCUUUUAUUCCCCCCUGAUUGUUUUAAAACCAAAAUAUAUGUGUUUCCUUAAGGAAAGGACUGAAGUUUACUUUCUAAUUAGGUUAGUCAUGCUUUGAGAAGAAAUUCUGAGCCCAGGGAACUUGGGUAAAGGAGGCCAGAGUUUUACAAACCCCGGAAUUGGUUUGGACAUAUGCACAGGUCUGGAAACUAAGAGUGAGUCGAGUAGCUUCAUUUAUAAGCAUACCAACUUCUGGAGGCAAAAAUUUAGACUGCCUACUAGUACAGUUUUCUUCUGGAAAACCCCCAAAGAAAUUUUGAGCUACUGAAUACUACAUGAACCUCUUCGGUGAGUGUUACGUACUUUAUUUUUUUAACAGUAUUAAUACCUUUGCCUUCUUUCAAAAGCCAUAUACUUUUUUUCUUGGAUUGGGUUUUCACUUUAAUAUUGGUCAUAGAAUAAUAUAUAGAAUAAUAUAGAUAAGUGACAAAUACAUGUUCAUGGUAUCAUACCCAUUCAUUCAUUCAUCAACGUUGAGUGCAAGGUAUGUGCCAGACACUGUUCUGGACGCUAGGGAUACACUGGUGAACAGAUUCCCUGCACUUAUGAAGCCUAACUUACAGGGGAGAUAAGCAGAAUGUAUGUUAAAUGAUGUUAAGUGCUAAGGGAGAAAACUGCACGUGCGAAGAGGCCCGUAGGCGGUUGAAAUUUGAGAUAGGAGACCAAUUGAGAACUCAGGGAGCCGACCUGAACUCAGUGCAGACUCGAAGGAAGCAGAGGGGGUGGUGGAGACUUCCGAGAAGGAGCAGCAGAUGUGCAGGCCUCGGUGCGUGCGGGACGCGAGGGAGGCUGUGGGGCUGGGCCGAGCUGCUGAGGAUAUGGAUGAGUGAGUGGAGGCCACGGGGGCCUCAGUUACUAAGGCCUUGCAGGUGGUGGAGGCGACGUGAUGGUAGCCAGUGCCAGGGCUUGCCCCAGCUUAAUUUGGGAUCCUGUUGUCCUCGGUGCUGCAAAAUUUUACUGGUUAUCGUUCUUUUUAAAAAUGUUCUGAUUUUUAUCAAGUGUACAUACAGUCGAAUCAAAUUUAGUGUAUAGAUCUAGCGGGGAUUGCAGUGGAGUUUUGCUCUGAACACCUGAUGGUAUUGACGUGAAUGAAUUUGAGUUACGGUAUAUGACUCAGUGGGUAUAUGCGAAGGCCUCAGGUUCAGUACUUCACUGAAAUAUUUAUUUCUGUUCUUUUAACACAUUAAAUUACAGAUAAUGUCACAUUUUAGUGUAAUCUGUGUUUAGCAAAGCUGUUUCCUGUUCUGGAAUAUAAGUAUGGUUAUAGCGUACUAGAUGCUGAGACAAAAUUGGAUUAAGGAGAAUGAUUGGUUGUGAACAGGGACUUAAUGAGUGUGGCAUAGGAUUUUAUGUUUAAUAGAAUUGUCAAAAUCAGAUCAGCAGGCAUGUUUUUAUGGGCCGUCUGCCAAGACUACAAGUCGUUUUGGUACCUGUACUCCCUGAAACAUGUAUUUGCAUUCCAUUCCUUGUCAACGUGAGACAAAACAAAGAAAAAUAAAAUGAGAAUUUUAGAGCUGGAAUGAAUCUUAAGUACUGUCUGGUUUUACAAAUGCAUUUUUUUCCAGAGCACUCUCAUACACUUUUUUCUUCAUAGGAGUUCUUUAACUCACACAGAUAGUUAGUUGGUGAUAGAAUCAGAAUUUAACUUGGAUAAAACUUAAAUUAUUUACCCCAAUAGUGUACUGAUCUUCUGACAGUUGUCCCAAAUAUCAGGCAACUAAAAAUUCCAGCAUUGGGAAGAUAUUCUGUAUAAGGUAGUGGUUCUCAAGCUUGAGGGUGAGUGACCCUCACCUGGGAAGCUUGUUUUUUUUAAAAUGUAGGCUUUCUCUGUUUCCUUCCUGAGAUUUUGAAUCAGUAGGUUUGUGAUAGGGCCCAGUAAAGCUGUGUUUAUCAUGACCUGGUGACUUUGAAGUAUGUGACCUGGGACCUUGCCCUUAAAAAAAAUGAUUUCACGGAGUAAAGGUGAGAGAGAAUUAAAAAGUGAGGUUAUUAGCGCUAAUCAUCCCUGAUGUCUUAUUUCUGAAAAAUUUUAGAAAAAAAUAAAAAGCUACUUGAGAUCUUGUUCUUUUGAAGAAUUUGUUUUCCUCUUACAUAGAUGUAAAGGCAGAGGUGAGAUGCUUAAUGAUUAUUUUUGUUCCUCUGUCAUCAGAACCUUAGGGUCAUUAUGAUACAAGUCAUUGAAUCCAUAUAACCACAAUGAUACACCACAUGGUGAAAGAAAGUCUUUUUCAGUGAAAGUGAAACAAAUUGAGACUAUUUGGACAAGAUGCAAGUUGGUCAUUGCUGAGAUAUUGCUAAAACUGAGCAGAGAAUAUUAGAAUAGUCAAUAUUCAUGGAGUAUAUAUGGAAUAUGAUAGUACUGAUUGAUAAUAAGGCACUGUUUCUUUAGCAACUGGAAUAUUCUCAGAUGUUGCCUGAUUACACCAAGGUGCUCAGUGAAUUAAAAAUUAUGGUGGUGCUGGUGGAUUAAGUAGAGUAGAAUAUGUUAGGGAGAUCUUUCUGGAGUGGAGAUCUUUUUCACUAUGUAGUCGUAUAGUUACCUUAGUAACUAAUAGGCAGGAAUAUGGUUUUAAUUGAAAAGAAACCACUUGCCUUUAAAAGCAUAAUGUCCUAGAUGAAUGGAUAAAGAAGAUGUGGCACAUAUAUACAAUGGAAUAUUAUUCAGCCAUAAAAAGAAACGAAAUUGAAUUGUUUGUAGUGAGGUGGAUGGACUGGGAGUCUGUCAUACAGAGUCAAGUAGGUCAGAAAAAGAAAAACAAAUACCAUAUGCUAACACAUAUAUAUGGAAUCUUAAAAAAAAAAAGGUUCUGAAAAACCUAGAGGGCAGGACAGGAAUAAAGAUGCAGACGUAGAGAAUGGACUUGAGGACGUGGGGAGGGGGAAGGGUAAGCUGGGAUGAAGUGAGAGAGUGGCGUGGACAUAUAAACACUACCAAACGUAAAAUAGCUAGUGGGAAGCAGCCACAUAGCACAUGGAGAACAGCUCAGUGCUUUGUGACCACCUGGAGGGGUGGGACAGGGAGGGUGGGAGGGAGAAGACACAAGAGGGAGGAGAUAUGGGGAUGUAUGUAUACGGUAUAGCUGAUUCACUUUGUUAAAGCAGAAACUAACACACCCUUGUAAAGCAAUUAUACUCCAAUAAAGAUGUUAAAAAAAAAAACAA